Canis lupus familiaris (dog) is the source of this 1287-nucleotide messenger RNA. RefSeq names its product cholecystokinin A receptor (gene CCKAR). The record is from RefSeq and is marked validated. Gene Ontology annotation, molecular function: cholecystokinin receptor activity; neuropeptide receptor activity. Gene Ontology annotation, cellular component: membrane. NCBI's taxonomy places the organism in Eukaryota, Metazoa, Chordata, Mammalia, Carnivora, Canidae. Gene Ontology annotation, biological process: neuropeptide signaling pathway.
AUGGAGGUGGCCGACAGCCUGCUUGGGAAUGGCAGCGACGUCCCCCCGCCCUGUGAGCUGGGGCUCGAGAACGAGACCCUGGUCUGCCUGGAGCAGCCCCGCGCCGCCAAAGAGUGGCAGCCGGCUGUGCAGAUCCUCCUGUAUUCCCUGAUUUUCCUGCUCAGCGUGCUGGGGAACACGCUGGUCAUCACGGUGCUCAUUCGGAACAAGAGGAUGCGCACCGUCACCAACAUCUUCCUGCUGUCCCUGGCCGUCAGCGACCUCAUGCUGUGCCUCUUCUGCAUGCCCUUCAACCUCAUCCCCAACCUGCUCAAGGAUUUCAUCUUCGGGAGCGCCGUCUGCAAGACCACCACCUACUUCAUGGGCACGUCGGUGAGCGUAUCCACCUUUAACCUGGUAGCCAUAUCUCUGGAAAGAUACGGUGCGAUUUGCAAACCCUUACAGUCCCGGGUCUGGCAGACGAAAUCCCACGCUUUGAAGGUGAUCGCCACCACCUGGUGCCUGUCCUUUACCAUCAUGACUCCCUACCCCAUCUACAGCAACCUGGUGCCUUUUACCAAAACUAACAACCAGACGGCGAACAUGUGCCGCUUUCUACUGCCAAACGAUGUGAUGCAGCAGUCCUGGCACACGUUCCUGUUACUCAUCCUCUUUCUUAUUCCUGGAAUUGUGAUGAUGGUGGCAUACGGAUUGAUCUCUUUGGAACUUUACCAAGGAAUAAAAUUUGAUGCUAUCCAGAAGAAGUCUGCUAGGGACAGGAACCCGAGCACCAGCAGCAGCGGCAGGUAUGAGGACGGCGACGGCUGUUACCUGCAGAAGGCCAGGCCCCGCCGGAGGCUGGAGCUCCGGCAGCUGUCCACCCCCGGCAGCGGCAGGCUCAACCGCAUCAGGAGCACCAGCUCUACGGCCAACCUGAUGGCCAAGAAGCGGGUGAUCCGCAUGCUCAUGGUCAUCGUGGUCCUCUUCUUCCUGUGCUGGAUGCCCAUCUUCAGCGCCAACGCCUGGCGGGCCUAUGACACGGCCUCUGCUGAGCGCCGCCUCUCGGGGACCCCCAUUUCCUUCAUCCUCCUGCUGUCCUAUACCUCCUCCUGCGUCAACCCCAUCAUCUACUGCUUCAUGAACAAGCGCUUCCGCCUCGGCUUCCUGGCCACCUUCCCCUGCUGCCCCCACCCCGGUCCCCCAGGGCCGAGAGGCGAGGCGGGAGAGGAGGAGGAAGGCAGGACCACGGGGGCCUCUGUGUCCAGGUACUCCUACAGCCACAUGAGCGCCUCGGCCCCGGGCCCCUGA